Parastagonospora nodorum SN15 is the source of this 183-nucleotide messenger RNA. RefSeq lists its product as hypothetical. The record is from RefSeq and is a predicted model, not a curated record. The transcript has 2 exons. The coding region runs from base 1 to 183 and encodes 60 amino acids. Lineage: Eukaryota; Fungi; Ascomycota; Dothideomycetes; Pleosporales; Phaeosphaeriaceae.
AUGACUUUGUCUUCUCCACCAGCAAUACGAGGUUUUGCAGUGGCGUGUUCAUCAUCUGCUGCUGGUAUAUGCCUCGAAUUACUCAUCGUCCAAUGUGCGAAAGUCGCCUUCAGGAUCGUUUUCUCCGUGAACUUCGUUAAAGUCAAACAUGAGGCUAUGUCGUUUCCACGGAUUCAUAUGUAG